This is a messenger RNA of Drosophila serrata, 771 nucleotides long. It is a transcript of the gene MrgBP, whose product is annotated as MRG/MORF4L binding protein. Gene Ontology annotation, cellular component: nucleus; NuA4 histone acetyltransferase complex. Gene Ontology annotation, biological process: regulation of transcription by RNA polymerase II. NCBI's taxonomy places the organism in Eukaryota, Metazoa, Arthropoda, Insecta, Diptera, Drosophilidae. The record is from RefSeq and is a predicted model, not a curated record.
UAGUUGCUGUUGUUCCGCAAAAAAAAAACAUCCAGCCAAUUCUUUGAACCGCCGAAUGCUGAUCUCUGCCCAAGAAUGAUGGCCAAGGACAAGGGGCUGGCCGUUGCCGGAGCGUUGGCUCCUCUGCCGGUCACCAUCGAGUGGUCCGCCGAGGAGGAACUGCAGCUGUUCCACGCCAUGGAGGGACUGCGGCCGGUGGGCAUCAACAAGCACUUUUACAUGUCAGCUAUUGCCCAGCGCUUGUCCAAGGCUCUGAACCGCGAGAUGCCCAGCGAGCUGAUCUGGCGCCACCUGGGCACCAUGUACAAACUGAAGGAACUGGACGACCUCGAGUCGCUGCCUUUUCCCAACGAGGAGCGCGAGUUCAGUCUGCCGGAGCAGGACUACGGAACGUUACAGACCAAAAAGGCUGUGGAACUGAAUGCCAUCGAAGAGGCAGGAGCAGAUGCCCCAACGCCAGUUGCAAAUUCUACUUCCUCCGCUGACAGCAAUGGCAAAGCUCCACCUGCUACCAAAGCCGCUGUGCUAUCGAACUCCACUAAGGAGGCCGAGAAAAAGGCCAAACCAGUGGAUCUGCCCAAGCGCCCAGCAAAGCGCACCCGCGGAUCCAUGUCGAAUGAAUCCAUCAGUCCCUCUACCACGCCACCGCCGGUGCAGAGCAACAAGCGCCGUCGCAUUUAGGGACUACGAACUCUCGAAAUGGACAAUUGUUAUGACAAGUUUUAGUUCACUAGCUUUACUGUACAUAAAUAAACGGAUUUAUUCUUCGAA